AUGGCAGUUACUUGCCCUGUCCAUCAUCACAGAGGAGGAGUACAACAGCUUCAAUCAAAAAGAGGACAUCGUGAUCAAAAUCAGGAAGUUGUUAAUUCACAUACAGAAAAAAGGGGAGUCAACCUGCCAGCAAUUUCUGGAGUGUUUAGAAAUCCUCUUUCCUGGCACCAAUCAGAAUUUACAACCUUCUGGCCAUGGACUUGUGAUUUAGAAAAAUCUGCUGAUGAAAAACCCUCAGAGAUUAUACGCAACAAAAGAAAAAAGUUAAUUGAAAUUCUUCAAAAAGACCUAGAACUCAUCUUGGAUGAAUUACUCUCCCAAUCCAUUGUCACAGAGGAGGAAUACAAUACCUUGGACAAAACAGAAGAGGAUCCCAAGAAGAAGAUAAGAAUAUUGUUGAUUCUGAUACAGAAAAAGGGGGAAUCAGCCUGCCAGCAAUUUCUGGAGUGUUUAGAAAUUGUAUUUCCAGGUAUAGAUCAGGAUUUAUAUUUAAGUUCUGAGGAGAAAGCGGACAUCCUGCAAGCACCAGAGCUAAUAGAGACAACGCCACAACUUCCUAAAGAUUCUUUAAUUCAGGAACAAGAAGUUGCUAUUCAGCAAGACCCAGAACAGAAGCAAAAAGACCUCCCCAAAGAGAGAAGAAAAGCAUUCAGAGAAGUUCUCUCCAAGUUAAAAUUACAGAAGUAUGAAAGCAGAAAGCUCAGGAUGAAUGAUAUCCUGGAAAUCAGCUCAGGAAGUUUAAAGGACUGGAUUCCUCAGAAAUUAAGAGAUUUACCAUGGCAUUUCCUGAGAAAGGUCAUGGCUUUGAAUAGGACAGCCAGAAGCACAAGCCUUAGGUGUGGGGCACUUCAUGAUCAAGGAACCAGGGUGGAUGAGGAGGAACAAGGUAUCAAUGAACAAAUUUUCUUUGUUAGUGACACUGACACUAAAGUCUCUUUGAAUCCACUUGAUGUUCUGUGUGCUGUUCUGCUUUGCUCAGACAGUUUUCUACAGCAGGAGAUCCUGUCCAAAAUGUCCAUGUGCCAGUUUGCCCUCCCUCUGCUGCUACCUGCCCUCAACACAUCCAAGUGCACCCUAAUGCUGUGGGCCAUGAGGGACAUUGUGAGGAAGUGGAGGCCGCACUCCCUGGCAGAGAGCAGAGGGUUCAAAGAGGAGAGCCUGGUGUUCACGUCAAUGCCAACCAUUUCCUUUGUACGGAUGGGGAGCUGCAGCUUCUCCAAGUCCAAACUCCUCAGUGAGGUUCUCAGCCCCUCACAGCAGUAUCACGAUUUCUUUAUCCAUCGGGACAUGGAGUCUGGGAACAUCCCUCAGGAAAUCACAGAUGGGCUGGUAGAAAUUUCCUGGUUUUUCCCUGGUGGGAGGAAGAAUUUGGAUCUUUUCCCAGAACCUGUGGCAGUUACAAAUCUACGUGGAGACAUUGAAUCUCACUGGCUGCAGUUCAGCUUUUUAACAGAGGUCUCCUCAGCUGUGUUCAUAUUUGCUGAAAACAUCACUGAAAGAGAGUACACUCUGUUAUCAUCUUUGAAAGAAUCCACAACUAAAUAUUACUUCAUUCUCAACCACCAGACUGGGAAAUCCAGUGAAACUCUGGCAAUCCUUAACAAAUUAGCCCCUGUGCUGAAACUGAAAAAUUCAUAUAUGCUGAUGAAAGACAGCAACACAAAUGAAGCAAAAUUUGUGGAAAAGCUGCAGUCCACCAUACAAAGCAUAAUGAACUCUUCUCCCAAGAGGAUAGGUAUAGAAGACAUGGCUGGGACAGCGCGUGAACUAGGAAUCCAAAUAGAUGAAGACCAUGUGGAAUGUCAGACUGCGAGUGACUGCAUUAAAGAAAUCACCACAGAAAUAAAGGAUGUGGCAUAUUACAAACAAGAAAUGCUGAGACUCCAAGGGGAUUUAUGGAAAAGCCUGGCUAAAGUGGAAAAAGAAAUGUGCCGAAUGAGAAGGCAGGGGGAUAUCCCUGCUGAGAAAUAUAAAUCUCAGCUGAAAGAAAAGAUGUUGGAUUUGUGUAAACAACAGAAUAAAUGUGACCUUACUGAUGAUUUGACUAAAUUCAUUGAUGCAAUACAACAUCUACUUCCAUUAGAAAAACAUUAUUUCCUGAAAUGGCUGAAGUUUCAGCUGGAUCACAUUGCUAGGGGGAAUCUUUCUAAACUACGGGCUGAAUACAAAGAGAAAUGCAAGUCUUUAGGUGAUGACCCCAAACAGUUGGCAGAACUAGAUAAAUUAAUCUCUUCCACUUCUUUAGGGGUUGAGCAUUUCAUGCGUGAGUUGGGGCAGUUUUAUGAGGCUUAAUGCUCCAUGGUUAAAGAAGGCAAAAUUCUAAAAAGUGGAAGGCAAUUCACCCACCUCCCAGACAUAGCAGCUGACCUGCUGCUGGAAGGGUUUCCUAUUGAGCUGAUCGAUGGAGAUGCCUCCAACAUCCCACUGCAGUGGGUAACAGAUGUUCUGACUCAGCUCCAUGCCAAGCUGAGGGGAAGGUCCAAAAUGCUGGUUCUAACAGUGCUGGGAGUGCAGAGCACUGGGAAAUCCACCCUCCUCAACACCAUGUUCGGCCUGCAGUUUGCAGUGAGCAGCGGCCGAUGUACACGAGGAGCCUUCAUGUUGCUCAUUCAAGUUAAAGAGAUCUUAAAAAAGGAACUGGGCUGUGAUUUCAUCCUGGUGAUAGACACAGAAGGCUUGAAAGCCCCUGAAUUGGCCAAGCUGGAGGACAGUUAUCAACAUGACAAUGAGCUGGCCACACUGGUGAUUGGGUUAAGUGACAUAACCAUUGUUAACAUGGCCAUGGAGAAUGCCACUGAAAUGAAAGAUAUUCUGCAAAUUGUGGUCCAUGCCUUUCUCAGAAUGGAAAAAAUAGGGCAUAAGCCAAGCUGCCAGUUUGUGCAUCAGAACGUCAGUGAUGUGUCUGCGUAUAAACAAAACAUGAGGGACAGGAAACACCUCCUGGAGCAGCUGAAUGAAAUGAUCAAAGCUGCAGCAAAGAUGGAAAAACUAAACAUGGAAAUAAAAUUUUCUGAUAUCAUGGAGUAUGAUCUGGAAAAAAACAAUUGGUACAUCCCUGGGCUUUGGCAUGGAGUCCCUCCCAUGGCUCUGGUAAAUAUGGGAUACAGUGAAAAAGUGUAUGAGUUAAAGAGGUAUCUGUUUGAAUUCAUAAGGAACUAUUCACUUAAAAGAACCCCCAGGGACAUUCCACAGUUUACUGAAUGGGUGAAGAGUCUGUGGAAUGCUGUCAAACAUGAGAACUUCAUCUUCAGCUUCUGUUUACCCUACCCCCAACUUCACCAGUGCAGAAGGCACUCAGAGACCACAGACAAGAAUAGGCUAUAAAUGAGGAGAUUCCAAGAGGCAGGGGAACUGGUGUACAUGCACUAUGCAGUGUGAGGCUGAUAAGCCAGUCUGUUUCCCACCAGAAGGCCAAAAGUAUUUCUGAUUCUUAUAAACUGUAACUAUUAACCUGAUUUUCCAACUGACCCUCCAGUUUAGCAGGUGCAAAUUUGCUUCCUCAGUUAAUUGUACCGACAAUUUUGUGGGGAAAAAUUGUGGGCCACAAUUUAUUGUGGAUGCAAAAUUUCAGCUGUGGAACUGGAGGCUCUGUUUGAAAAUCAAACCCAUAUGACUACAAAAGAAUAUUUAAAAAAAAAACAUGCAAAUUCAUUAAUAAUUGUCAGACUCCAUAUAACACCCUAUAUUAAAUCAGCCUUAUCACUGCAA
Molecule: messenger RNA, 3708 nt
Organism: Caretta caretta (loggerhead turtle)
Lineage: Eukaryota; Metazoa; Chordata; Testudines; Cheloniidae
Source: RefSeq, a predicted model, not a curated record